Molecule: messenger RNA, 1980 nt
Organism: Rhinichthys klamathensis goyatoka
Lineage: Eukaryota; Metazoa; Chordata; Actinopteri; Cypriniformes; Leuciscidae
Gene: tmem127
Product: transmembrane protein 127
Exons: 4
Coding region: 388-1101 (237 amino acids)
Biological process (GO): negative regulation of cell population proliferation; negative regulation of TOR signaling
Cellular component (GO): membrane
Source: RefSeq, a predicted model, not a curated record
AGUCUGAGGCAGGAGAAUCUCCGUCUGAUGGAGGAAGCGGACGGACUAUUGUUUACGUUUUUCACUGGAAAUCAAGAAUAAGACACACGAAAAUGUCUUCGAUGUAGCGGCGAUCAGCGGGAUCAUUCGAAGCUGAACAUAUUACAAUUUGGUUUUAAUAUUUUUUAUAUUUUGGUGGGGUUUGAGAAGGUUUUAAAGGGUUUUGUGUGUUGAGAAGGCCAGUUUAUGUCACAAAUGAUCAAAUCUGAUUAAAAACCGACAGAGGAGCUUCAGUCACAACAAACUGCUGUAGUACCGGUGGAGGUCAAACCCCAGAGCUGACCACUCUCACUCCGGUGUAUUUGAGUUUUACUUUUUUGAUCGAGGCUUUUCAGUAGGUUUAAGACCAUGUACGCACCCCCGGGAACUGCUCUGCCUGGCAACCGAAGGAGGAGAGGUGGUACGGCUCUACCCAAACAGCCCGAGAGGAGUCUGGCGUCGGCGCUGCCCGGGGCGCUCUCCAUCACGGCUCUCUGUACGGCCCUGGCAGAACCGGCCUGGCUCCGUGUCCAUGGAGGAACCUGUCCCAGACAGGAGAUUGGUGUCGCAGAUGUCCUGGGAUAUAUAGAUGACAAUCUCAUUAAGGAUAACUGUAUAAACUCUCAGUCCAUCCUGCUCUUGCGGGUCAUUGCUGCUUUCUGUUUUUUGGGCAUUCUGUGCAGCCUGACGGCAUUUCUGCUGGAUGUCUUUGGACCCAAACACCCAGCCCUCAAGAUCACACGCAGAUACGCUUUCGCUCACAUCCUCACAGUGCUCCAGUGCGCUACAGUGAUCGGCUUCUGCUACUGGGCCUCGGAACUGAUUCUGUCCCUGCAGCAGCAGCACAAGAAGUACCACGGCUCGCUCAUCUACGUCACUUUCGCCAUCAGCUUCUACCUGGUGGCCGGUGCAGGCGGAGCCUCUAUUUUAGCCACAGCGGCCAACCUGCUCCGUCAUUACCCCACUGAGGAGGAGGAGCAAGCCCUGGAGCUCCUCUCCGAGAUGGAGGAGAGCAGUGAAACAUACCCAGUUGACUACGACAUUACCAACCAAUUCCAGCCUCCACCGGCCUACACACCCUGAUCGCCAUAUUCCCGCGUGUUCGCUGCCCAACGCCACUCCUGUCUUCUUCACGUGCCACCUUUGGCCUUCAGACAAAGAAAUGAUGCUCAGAUUUUAGGUGCCCCAUCAAAAAUGAAUAUAUACUGUAUAUAUAUUCAGUAUUCCAGAUCAUGCAGAAUGCCCAUAUCCAUGCACACAUUUAAAUGAGCGUUUUACUUUCAGCAGACAGAGCUUGCGUGCAUGGAAGAAAUCAAAGAGAGUAAUUAUGGCAUUGCUUGUAGAAUUCCAUUUGAAUUCAUCUUGCAGUAGUUUGCAUGUAUCUGGCAGUAAAAAUCCACACAGGUCUACUUUGAAACAAGUUUUUUUGGCACGCUUUUAUUAUUGAUUGAAGACUUGAAGGAUGCAAAGCAUCUCGGCAUCAUGCUUGUUGAAGAUGCAUUUACUGGAGCCUAAACUGUGCAGAAUUAGUUUCUGUAUAAUCAUCCAAAGGUAUCUUUUUUCUGCCUCAUCGCAGGUUUAUCACAUUUUCCAUUUUCCUCACAGGUUUAUCAUGUUUUCCAAAUGUUGAGCUGCACUUUUGACUUUUGUUCCUGUUUUUCAAGCGGUCAUUUAUAGACACUUUCCUUUGUAAAAAAAUUAAUAAUAAUAAUAAUUUUUUAAAUCAUGCUAGGUAUCAAUGUAUCCUUUUAUUUAUUUGAAUUUAUCAGUAGCCCACAGAUGCUGCCAUAUCUGCACACUUCUGGAUUCACCCCAUCACAUUUUAAAAAAUAAUUUCAAUAGGCUUUUAAUCAGUUAUUGUAAUGUUAUUUUAACGCACAUAUAGCUGCAAAUACCCAAGAUAGAUGGACAAAUUAUUUAUUAUUUAUUAUCUGGUUGACGUAGACUCUCAAAGAAACUAGA